Olea europaea var. sylvestris is the source of this 2323-nucleotide messenger RNA. RefSeq lists its product as uncharacterized. The transcript is spliced from 5 exons. The record is from RefSeq and is a predicted model, not a curated record. Gene Ontology annotation, molecular function: protein binding. Lineage: Eukaryota; Viridiplantae; Streptophyta; Magnoliopsida; Lamiales; Oleaceae. The coding region runs from base 237 to 2234 and encodes 665 amino acids.
UCAAAAUAUAUAAUGCUCAGUCAAAAGUUUUGCACUUUUUUGUGUAAAAUGUCUCUUUACACUUCUUAAAAGUCUUGCAGGAGUUUUUAAGACAUAGCUUCAACCAUUGGCCUGGAUUUUGUGAAGCAACAUGUUAAUCUUGAGAAACUAAUUUCAGUGGUGAAAGACAUAUUAGCAUUCAUUUUAGUGGUGCUUUAAUUGACACGUUUUGCUUGAUCGUUUAAUUUACCAGCUGAAUGGCGCGGAGAAACGGAAGACAGAGGGCAUAUGAGAUUGAGAGGAGAAGAAAAAUGAAAACUUAUGAAUCGGAACCUCAACUCGGAAGCGAUGAUGAGUCAGAUCUGUCUCGGGAAGAUUCGUGCCUUCCAAUGGAUGCUAAAGAUUGUCCUGCCUAUUUAGAUGUGGUUGAAGCACAAAUCCAGCAGCUGAAAAACAUGCAUUACCAGAUUGAAAUUACAGUUGAAAGUCCUAUUUUCAAUUCCAGUAAUGCAGAACAUCCGAUUGCUCCGAUUGCUCAACAAACGUUAUUAUAUAGAGCUGCUCUAAAAGGUGAUUGGAAGGCUGGUAGUGCAUUGAUUUUUCAUAGAUCUGAUGCUUGUAUCGAGGUAACAGAAAGAGGAGAUAGGAUGCUUCACAUAGCUGCCGCCGCCAAGCGAACUGCUUUUGUCUCCAAUCUAGUCGAACACUUAGAAGAAAGAGAGCUGGAAUUGACGAAUAUAUAUGGAGAAACAGCUUUCUAUGUUGCAGCUCGGUCAGAGGUAGUAGAAAUAGCCAACGUCAUGUACGCAAAAAAUAGGCAAUUGCCAAGAAUUGAAAAUAAAUCAGGAAUGACCCCACUUGAAAUGGCAAUUUUUCUUCGAAACAGAAAAAUGGUUGAAUAUCUUUACCGAAUUACACCUUUUGAAGAUCUCAACGCCAAAAAAUAUAUGGAGAUUCUUGCAGCAACUAUCCACAUUGACAUGUAUGAUAUCGCCUUAGAAAUUUUAAAUGCGGUGGAUAAACGUAAACAUACUUCAACAGCAGAAGUAGGAACAUUUACUUCAACAGCAGAAGUCGGAGCAAAAGUAGGAAGUGUUUUACAAAUUUUAGCUCGAAAACCUUUAUCACAAAAUCACGGAAUUCAAGGACAGAUAUGGGAAAGACUUGUUAGCAUCAUUGCUACUAUCCCUUAUAUUCCAUAUUUCAAAAGGUUAUAUAGUUCACUUCAAAUGCGGAGACAAGCCCGUCAAUUAGUAAAGAAACUGUGGGGAAUUAUUCUGACAUUACCGAUAUCCAACAUCUUAGAAAUAAUUCGUAAGACCGAGAUAUUCCAUGCUGCUGCAAAAAUUGGGAAUGUUGAGUUUUUGACUCUGCUUAGUCACUCAUAUCCUGAUCUUAUAUGGAACUUCGACUCAGAGAGAAAUUCCAUAUUUCAUAUUGCUGUUACUAACCGACAAGAGGAAGUCUUUAGCCUCAUCUACCACAGAGGAGUUAGGAAGGAUGCAAUUGCACUACUUGAAGAUAAUAAAGGAAACAACAUUUUGCAUUUGGCCGGGAAAAAGGCACCUCGAAGCAGACUCAAUAUUGUAUCUGGACCAGCUCUUCAAAUGCAGAGAGAGCUACAAUGGUUUAAGGCGGUAGAGAAGAUUGUAGGGCCUCCCUAUCUUCAGACGAAAAACAAUCGCUGCCAAUCACCAAGGGAGUUGUUUACGCUGGAACAUAAGAAGUUACGGGAAGAUGGUGAGAAGUGGAUGAAGAAGACAGCAACUUCUUGCAUGGUUGUGGCAACUUUAAUUGCAACAGUUGUGUUUGCUGCAGCCUUUACCGUACCAGGUGGGUAUAAGCAAGAAAAAGGCGCCCCAAUUUUCUUGAAAGAUGAGUGGUUCUCAGUUUUUGUUACAUCUGAUGCGGUGGCAAUGUUUACUUCAACAGCUUCCAUAAUGACCUUUUUGUCUCUCUUUACUGCACAAUACAGAGAAGAUGAUUUUCUAUUUUCAUUACCGGCAAAGUUGUUGGUUGGGCUAGUUACGCUCUUUGCUUCAAUCGUUUGCAUGGUCAUAACAUUUAGCGCAACCUUCUUUUUGGUCUACAAGGAAGAAAAGCAUGGGACAUUGCCGAAAGUUGUUGCUGCUCUUGGUUUGCUUCCAAUCACUAUAUAUGCAAUGCUAAAUCUCAAGUUAUGGAUUGCCCUGAUCCACUCAACAUUCUUCGCGUCAAGGUUUAUGUUUCGACCACGUCACAACAGGCUUUUCUAAUAAAAGGAGCCACAAUAUUAGUUGUAGUUAUUAUGGCUUUAUUUUUCAAGUGCACGAAUAAGUGAAGUAAGCUUUCUAUUUCUUAUUAA